Messenger RNA from Tauraco erythrolophus (red-crested turaco), 395 nucleotides. NCBI's taxonomy places the organism in Eukaryota, Metazoa, Chordata, Aves, Musophagiformes, Musophagidae. The record is from RefSeq and is a predicted model, not a curated record.
AACGGGCUCUCCGUGGCUAACCUGGUGGCGGGGCUCUCCUCCAUCCUCUGCAGCCUCAACAGGCAAUACCACCACUCGUGCUGGCUGCUGCUGGUGGUGGGUUCCCUGCUGGAUCUGGCCGACGGAGCCGUCGCCCGACAGCUCGACGCCUGCUCGGCGCUGGGUGCCAAGCUGGAUGAUUUCGCCGAUUUUACCACUUUCGGGCUGGCCACGGCGCUGCUGCUGCAGCCGCGGGGGGGCCUCGUGCGCGGCACCGCCGUCGUCAUGAUGUUCUUCAUGGUCGAUCGCGGUUACUACCCCCACGACAAGGUGCUGGAGUCACAGCGCUGGAAGAAAGUGGUUUACGCCGGAGGGGUGGUGGCCGUCCUCUUCUCGCCGGUGGCGGGGGGGGGCGG